Messenger RNA from Nestor notabilis (Kea), 1123 nucleotides. Its product is annotated as polypeptide N-acetylgalactosaminyltransferase 9-like. The annotation marks the transcript as partial. NCBI's taxonomy places the organism in Eukaryota, Metazoa, Chordata, Aves, Psittaciformes, Psittacidae. Gene Ontology annotation, cellular component: Golgi apparatus. The record is from RefSeq and is a predicted model, not a curated record. The transcript has 7 exons.
UCCGUCUACUGCAGGAUCCAGGACCGCUCCCAGGAGCUGGUGCAGAUCGUCCGGAGCGCGGACCGCCGGGCCAGGAGCCGCGGUGCCAAAGUGGGCAGCCUGGCCGACAGGGAGUCCAUCCUGCAGCGUCUGGACCACCUGGAGGAAGUGGUCUACAACCAGCUAAAUGGUCUGGCAAAACCCAUGGGAUUAGUUGAAGGUCCAGGAGGCUUGGGCCAGGGAGGAAUGGCUGCUACCCUGAGAGAUGAUAGCCAUGAAUCAGAAACUAAGUAUGAAGAAUAUGGUUACAAUGCCCAGCUCAGUGACAGGAUAUCACUGGACAGGUCCAUCCCUGACUACAGACCAAAAAAGUGCAAACAGAUGACCUACCCAGAUGACCUGCCCCAGAUCUCUGUGGUCUUUAUAUUUGUAAACGAGGCACUGUCUGUCAUCCUGCGCUCCGUGCACAGCGUUGUGAAUCACACCCCGUCACACUUGCUCAAGGAGAUCAUCCUGGUAGAUGACAACAGUGAUAAUGUUGAGCUAAAAUUUAACCUGGACCAGUACGUCAAUAAAAGAUACCCAGGGCUGGUGAAAAUAGUGCGCAAUAACAAACGAGAAGGGCUGAUUCGAGCCAGGAUCCAAGGCUGGAAAGCAGCAACAUCUCCUGUUGUUGGCUUCUUUGAUGCUCACGUUGAGUUCAACAUUGGCUGGGUGGAACCUGCACUUACCCGCAUCAAAGAAGAUCGAAAGCGGAUCAUCCUACCAGCAAUUGACAAUAUCAAGUACAACACUUUUGAAGUGCAGCAAUACGCCAAUGCAGCCCACGGCUAUAACUGGGGCCUCUGGUGCAUGUACAUAAUCCCACCGCAGGACUGGCUCGAUAAAGGGGAUGAGUCAGCUCCCAUCAGGACACCAGCCAUGAUCGGAUGCUCGUUUGUAGUGGACCGAGAAUAUUUUGGUGAGAUUGGCUUGCUUGACCCUGGUAUGGAGGUCUAUGGAGGAGAAAACAUUGAAUUAGGCAUGAGGAUUGAACACUCUGGCAAAAUUCUGGCGCAGCUGAUGAAUAAGCCUCCUAAGAAAUCUGAAAGCUGUCGCUCUUCCUUAGACAAGAAGAACUUGCUGAGUACGAUUAGGGCUCCUG